UCCUCCCCCCUGCCCGUGGCCGCCGGCGGGGACAGCCUCGACCAUUUCAGCGGGCGCGGGGACGAGGGGCCGAACCCGAACGGCAGCCGUUUUCCUGAGCGCCGCGGCCAGCUCCACUUCGCGUCUUCAGCACCGCGGCGUGGACAGCGCCCGCCGGAGGCAGCUCCGCGGCACGCCCGGGCAAGGAGCGGGAGCAAGGGCGGGAGCGGGGCCAGGGCCGGGACCGCAUAAGGGCGGCGCGGGCAGCGCGGACAGGAGCCCCGCGGGCAGCGGCCCCGUCCCUGGGCUGGACUCGCCAGCCGAGGGGGCUGGGCAGCGGCACGAUGUUCCUUAAACUGGCGGUCGUGGUGCAGGUGCUGUCGCUGCUGGCGAGCCGGGUGCACGGCUUCCCGAAGCCCGGGGGCAAAGAUAAAGCUAUACACAUCAGACAGUUAAGUGUAGAAAGACCACUGGAGGAACAGAUUGCUGAAGCUGAGGCAGACAAGAAUAGGAAAAUAGCCUCCCCAGAAAAUAAUCCGGAGUUCAGGAAUUAUUCCUUUAUUGAUGACCUGAACCUUCUAAAAUCAGUAGCAGAAAGAGAGAGAAAUGAAAAGGAGAGGGAGUCGAUUAGAAGCUCUUUGUAUGAACAGCAGCUGGCCAUUGAUGAUGCAGACUCCACCAAGAACCGCAGGCUUGUGGAUGACUAUGACUCCACUAAAAGUGGGCUGGAUUAUAAAUUCCAAGAUGAUCCAGAUGGCCUCCAUCAAUUAGACGGCACUCCUUUGACUGCUGAAGACAUUGUUCAAAAAAUUGCUGCAAGAAUUUAUGAGGAAAAUGAUAGAGGAGUGUUUGACAAGAUUGUUUCAAAACUUCUGAAUCUGGGGCUAAUCACAGAGAGUCAGGCUUAUACCCUGGAAGAUGAAGUGGCAGAAGUUUUACAGCAACUAAUUGCUAAUGAAGCAAAGGAUCGUGAGAAGGAGUCUGAAGAUUUUGAUUACCCUCCAAGCAGAGCAGACAGUGAUACAAAGGAAAAGCAUCAGGAAAGAAUGACACCAAGCAAAGCUGAUCAAGCUAGUUUUGUUAAUGGAGAAAUUGAUGAAACAUUGGAUAAUACAUGGGCAUCAUCUAAUAUCCUGGAAAGAAGAAACGAGCUGCCUUCUGAAGAUAAUUUUGAAGACCUCCAAUAUUUUCCAAACUUUUAUGCACUAUUAAAAAGUCUUAACUCAGAGACAGAGGCAAAAGAGAAAGAGACCUUGAUAACUAUCAUGAAAACCCUGAUCGAUUUUGUGAAGAUGAUGGUUAAAUAUGGAACAAUCACACCAGAAGAAGGAGUUUCCUAUCUGGAAAAUUUGGAUACAAUGAUAGCUGAGCAGACAAAGAAGAAGCUUGAGAACCCUUCCACUAAAUCCAGGACAAAGCUGCCAGCAGACAAGAGUAGUGAAGAAGCAGACAGUACGAAGGAAGAGGCAGCUAAAAUGGAAAAGGAAUAUGAAAUUUCAAAGGAUUCUACGAAAAAUGAAGAACAAAAUGCAGGAGGAAACAGUGAAGAGCACAAAGGGAAAGCUGAGGCAUAUUUGGAAGCAAUCAGGAAGAACAUAGAAUGGCUAAAAAAACACAACAAACAAGGUAACAAAGAAGACUACGAUCUUUCAAAGCUGAGAGAUUUCAUUGAUCAGCAAGCUGAUGCGUACGUGGACAAGGGCAUCCUGGACAAAGAAGAGGCUGAUGUAAUUAAACGCAUAUAUGGCAGCCUGUAAGAAGCUAGUGGCUGCCAAACAUGUAGAAAAGUAGCAUAGCUUCCCCCACUCCUGGCUCAGUGACUUAUGAUCUGUUAAUUUGAGGAUAUCAUUAGAAAUGCUCUGUUUACAUUGUACUGACAACUUUCCAGAGAGAAGUGAAGAGCUGUAGUGCUCCCCACACUGACAGCACACUGUAUUUUCCUACACUCACAAAUCAAACUAAAGGCCACAUUCUAACACUGAACUUCUAUUUGAUAGGGCAAAUAUUUAUGUAAUGUCCUCUUGAUUUAUUAUUUAUGUUUGGUUUACUUUUGUAGAUAAACCAAUCAUUUCUGAUGGAAAAGGUCUUUUAUGGCUACAUCUUUUCGCUCUCACUCCACUGGCUUUCUAUAGAUGCAACUAUGUAAAGGGCAUUAUUAGAAAAUAGUUCAUAGUUCUCUAAAUAAAAUGGUUGAAAAUAUUUUCCCUAUUAAAGUUUUCAUUAAUCUCAA
Messenger RNA from Dryobates pubescens (Downy woodpecker), 2209 nucleotides. RefSeq names its product secretogranin III (gene SCG3). The record is from RefSeq and is a predicted model, not a curated record. The coding region runs from base 324 to 1736 and encodes 470 amino acids. The transcript is spliced from 12 exons. NCBI's taxonomy places the organism in Eukaryota, Metazoa, Chordata, Aves, Piciformes, Picidae. Gene Ontology annotation, cellular component: secretory granule membrane. Gene Ontology annotation, biological process: protein localization to secretory granule.